Nicotiana attenuata is the source of this 2089-nucleotide messenger RNA. RefSeq names its product transcription factor ICE1-like. Bases 244 to 1848 code for a protein of 534 amino acids. NCBI's taxonomy places the organism in Eukaryota, Viridiplantae, Streptophyta, Magnoliopsida, Solanales, Solanaceae. Gene Ontology annotation, cellular component: nucleus. Gene Ontology annotation, biological process: regulation of DNA-templated transcription. The record is from RefSeq and is a predicted model, not a curated record. The transcript has 4 exons. Gene Ontology annotation, molecular function: sequence-specific DNA binding; DNA-binding transcription factor activity; protein dimerization activity.
GAUAGCAGAGUAACGUUUUAAGUUCUGUCAUAUCUCUGAAAAAAGCCAUUUGCCUUUCUUCUCUGCUUCUGCUGCCUUUUGCUUACGUAUUUCCUUACUUUCUGCUACCCUUUAACGCCUCUCUAAAAUACAAUCUUCUCUCUUUUACCUUAGAACCCCUUUUGAUUAUUCUUUCUGUAAAUUUCUUUGUUUUUUUUUCCUGUUUUUAGAACCUACCAUUUUCUUGAAAAACAAAAAAAAAAAAUGCUGUCUCAUAGUAUGGGUUGGAUGGAUGGUAAAGAAGAUGAAGAAACUGGUACAUGGGUUCAUCAAAAUAACAAUGAAAAUAAUCAUAACAACAACAACAACAGAGAUGAAAUGGAGAUGGGUGCACUUUCUACAUUCAAAUCUAUGCUUGAUGCUGAAGAUGUAGACUGGUACAACAUGGCUACUAAUAACAACAAUCACAACAACAACAACAACAGUGUUGGUGCCAUGCAAUUUGGUUCUAAUUUUACUGAAGCUGAAAACAAUUUGCUUUUACAGCCAGUUGAUUCAUCAUCUUCUUGUUCACCAUCUUCUGCUUUUAACAAUCUUGACCCUUCUCAGGUUCACUUUUUCUUGCCCCAAAAAUCCACUAUUCCUCCUUUGCUUAGUGCCUUAAACAACCCAUUGGAAAAUGGUUUUGAUUUGGGUUGUGGUGAAAAGGGGUUUCUUGAAACUCAUCAAAAUUUGAGUGUUUUGAAUAAAAAUGGGAUGUUUACUAGUGGGUUUCAAGAUUUGAGCUCUCAAAACCAAAUGGGGCAUAAUAAUUUGAGUUCUUUUACUCAAUUCCCUUGUACCAAUUUGCUACAAAUGCCUCAAACAAAUUCUGGUUUUGGUCCAUUAGUGGGGUUUGGGGAAAAUUCUGCAAAUGACCACUCUUUGUUUUUGAAUAGGUCUAAGUUACUAAAACCUCUUGAUAAUUUUGCUUCAAUUGGAGCACAACCUACUCUUUUCCAAAAAAGGGCUGCACUUAGGAAAAACUUGGCUAAUAAUAGUAGUGGCAAUUUGGGGAAUGAAAUUGGUCAGACUUCAAGCAAUAAAGAAGUGAAUGAAAUGAAUAGGAAAUGUAGUAGUAAUUUGGAUGAACUUGAAGAUGUAAGUCUUGAUGGAUCUACAUUGAAUUAUGAUUCUGAUGACCUUAUUGAAAAGGUAGAGGAUAGUGUUAAAAAUGGUGGAAAUAGCUCAAAUGCAACUAGUACUGUUACUGGUGUGGAUCAGAAAGGGAAAAAGAAAGGACUUCCGGCUAAGAAUCUGAUGGCUGAACGCCGCCGUAGGAAGAAACUCAAUGAUAGGCUUUACAUGCUGAGAUCUGUUGUUCCAAAGAUUAGUAAGAUGGACAGGGCUUCAAUCUUAGGAGAUGCAAUUGAGUACUUAAAGGAGCUUCUACAGAAAAUCAAUGACCUGCAUAACGAACUCGAGUCAACACCACCUGGCUCUUCAUUGACUCCGGCAACAAGCUUCUACCCUUUAACGCCAACUGCAACAGCUCUACCUGGCCGAAUCAAGGAAGAACUUUGUCCAAGUUCAUUUGCAAGCCCACUGUCUAGCCCUACUGGUCAACCUCCAAGGGUUGAAGUAAGGGCAAGAGAAGGAAGAGCCGUGAAUAUCCAUAUGUUUUGCAGCCGCAGACCAGGCCUUUUACUCUCAACAAUGAGGGCUCUGGACAAUCUUGGACUGGACAUUCAACAGGCUGUUAUCAGCUGCUUCAAUGGGUUUGCCUUGGAUAUCUUCCGAGCUGAGCAAUCCAAAGAAGGUCAAGACAUCCAUCCCGAACAAAUUAAGUCUGUGUUGCUGGACUCUGCUGGCUUCCAUGGGAUGAUAUAAGCUCUUGCGGUUUUCAACGAGAGGUUCUAUCCAAGAUUUAGGACCUCAUGCUCUAGCUUUUAAAACUCAGACUUCCUAUGCCCCUUUUGCAGUUAACAGAUAUUUUCAUCUAUUAGCCAUUAUAUUGUGUCUUCUCUAGGAAAAACAUUGAGCGUAUGCUUAGAAAACUGAAUGCUAUGAAAUUUUUCAGUGACAAGUUCCUUAUUCUGGAUGAUCCUUCUUUAUUCAGUCAUUUUUUACA